AUGCAGGGGGACUGGGGGCUGUGGGAAGCCGUGGCGGGGCGCAGGCUCCCACUCCGUGAGGGUCUCCGCCUGGGCCCGCCCCCGGCCGGCCCGACCGCCGCGCCGCUGCGCACACUGGGACGGCCACCUGCUGCCUCGGCCUGCGCGGCGGCGGGGGCGACAGCGGGGCUGGGGGCCGCCGCACCCCGACGACGGGCUCCGCAGAGCCGGGCCGCUGCCUCCCUCACCUGCUCCGCUCCCGCUCUCCGCGCUGCCCGGGCCCGCGCGCUCUGCGCCGCCACGAACAGGUGCCUCGGCCGGGGAUGGCGGGCCGGAGGGAGUGAGCAAGGGCAGGUCCGGAGCCCCGGAGAGGGGUGUGAGCCUGCGUGGUGGGCUGGUCACGUGAGGCCUGCGUCACAGGCAGGGCUCCGCCCCCGGCCCAGCCCCUCCCCUGGCCCCAGUGUCUUGCCAGGCAAAGUCCAGGUCCCUUCCUCACCUCCAGGAUGCCCACGCCUGGGUGCCCUCUCUGCUCCAAAACCUGGAUUCUUGUCUCAGAAUUCAAAUGGAGGACACAAUUCCCAAACUAACCCUUUUCAAAGAAGAAUGAAAUGUCGGGGUAUUUUCCGAAGGAGACUUCUGAACUCUACUGAACACAUCAGAGAUACAAUGCAAAUGCAUACUUCAUUCCACCAACAGCAAGAUGGACAGCUAGCAAUGAGUAAUUCUCCCAUGUAUACUCGAAGAAGAUUCACUCCAUAUGGUUUUCCAUCCCGGCAUCAGAGAAUCAACUUAUAUAAACAAAACCAAAUGCAUGUUAACAGGGAGGAAGAGCCAAAACCUUCAGAGAGAAAAAUGCAGGACAAGCAAGAUGACACCUCAAAGAACUGGUUCAAGGUCACAAUUCCCUGUGGCGUAAGAUACGAUAAGAUGUGGCUGUUGAAUUUGAUUCAGAGCCAGUGCAGUAUACCCUUCACUCCACUGGAGUUUCACUAUGAGAAAAUGCGGGCCCACUUUUUUGUUGAUAAUUCCGGCAUUGCCUUUGAACUGAAAAGUAUCAGUGACAAGAUUUGGGAUGAGUCUAAUAAUAAGCUUCAGAGUCACAGAGCUCCAUCUGUGAUUCUGCAGCUGCCUUUGAACCCACAGGUUGCUACUUCUCAGCAAGUUCUUAAUAUGCAGAGACUGCCAUUUGACCAAGAUUUGAUGGCCCAUCCUACUGACUUGGCACUGGAACCUGGAAGGUACAUGGCUCCUUCCCUGGAUGUUUGUGAAGAGGACAUGACCCAGGUAAAGUCUGCAGGGGAGAGAGUCAAGGGGCAAGACCCGAAUCCAGAAAAGAUAUGUGCAGACAAAAGCUCUCUGAGUACUACCAUCCCGGAUAAGUCCAGUAAUAUAAAUUCAAUUCUGGAAUUGUUCCCCAAGUUAUUAAGCCUGGAUGGACAGGAAUCACGUAAACCAACACUCUGUGGCCUUGAAGACCACAAGAGCUUACCAACUUGCAAGGGAAGUUUCUUUGGGUCCGAGGCUGUAAAGACUCUGGUCCUACAGUUCCUGCAUCAGUAUUACUUCAUCUAUGACAAUGGAGAUCGGCAGGGACUCCUCAAUGCCUACCAUGCUGAGGCUUGCUUCUCUUUUACCGUGCUCUUCAGUGCCGUGGACUCAUCCUCGAGCAGCUUGUGGGAGUACUUCAAGUAUAGUAGAAAUAUGAAGGUUCUCAAGGAUUCUUAUAUUCGGAGGCAGCUGCUGAAGCAUAAAAAAUGUGACAUUAUUCACUUUCUUUGUACACUGCCCAAAACUCAGCAUGACCUCACCUCCUUUGUGGUGGACAUAUGUUUCCAGACAGAAACAAUGAUUUGCUUCUCUGUUAGUGGAUUGUUCAAGGAAGUGGAGGGCAGCUCGUGGGGAUGUGCUCAUGCCUUCACUCGGACCUUCAUUGCUACCUAUGGCAACAGUUCAGACCUUCAUAUCAUCAAUGACAAGCUGUUUGUGAGGAACGUCCAAGGGCUUCCCAGUGCCUCCAUCCCUGUGACCACAUUGCCUGCCCUCUCUCAAGAUCAACAGAAGAUGGUGCAGCCUGGGAUGAAUGCUGAGUGGUCUCAGAAGUUCCUUAAUGAUGAGCAGUGGGAUUACAACAAAACCAUACAAAGCCUUGCUUUACUCAAGGUAAAGGACAUGAGCCCAAAGGAUACCUCCAUACAGACAGGUCCAGGAUCCUAA
Onychomys torridus (southern grasshopper mouse) is the source of this 2193-nucleotide messenger RNA. Its product is annotated as nuclear RNA export factor 3-like. The record is from RefSeq and is a predicted model, not a curated record. Gene Ontology annotation, molecular function: RNA binding; protein binding. Gene Ontology annotation, cellular component: nucleus; cytoplasm. Gene Ontology annotation, biological process: poly(A)+ mRNA export from nucleus. Lineage: Eukaryota; Metazoa; Chordata; Mammalia; Rodentia; Cricetidae. The coding region runs from base 1 to 2193 and encodes 730 amino acids. The transcript is spliced from 20 exons.